Messenger RNA from Prorocentrum cordatum, 677 nucleotides. NCBI's taxonomy places the organism in Eukaryota, Dinophyceae, Prorocentrales, Prorocentraceae. The record is from the annotation of a GenBank genome assembly.
CUGUCGGUGUCUGCACGGCGUCUUCUUGUUUCGCAGCCGCGCCUCCGGCAGCGGAACUUGCUGUUUCACUUAUUUGCCAACGCACCUCUGACGUGCACGGCGCUUCUCUUUCUGGGCGGCGCCUUCUGCGCCAUCCCCAGCGCGAUCCGCGCGAGAGGGAAGAGGGCCACUGUUGGCGGAAAAUGUGUUCGCGGUCGUCUGGCGGUCAUGCUCAUGCGCUUUGUACAUGCACACACCGUCCCUCCUGUAGAAGGGCCUUCGGGCGACCUGCAGUCAACCCACUGCCCCGGCCAGGGAUGGCGGCGGCGCGUAGCUGCCGCUCCCGCAUCCCCCCGGCUGCGGCCGCGGACGAAGCUCGCGCGGCGCAGGCCUCCUCCGACAAGUGUAGGAUCGAGUGGCUCCCGCCCCCUCCCCUCGCGGCCGAACCGCAGGCCGCAGCCAGCGGCAGCCCGAGGGCCUCCUUGGAGAUCCUGGCGACGCCUUGGGCCACAGGGGCACCUCCGGCAACACCGGGCCCUCGCAGCAGCGCCGCGGCUCGAGUCGCUGACUCUCCCGGAGCCGGAGGCGCCAGUGCAGCAAGGAGAGGGCCCCGCGGCGGGGCCGAGACCAGCGGCGUGCCAGACGAGAAUGGGGAGGAGGAAGAGGAGGAAGAGGAGGAGGAGGAGGAGGAGGAGGAG